This is a messenger RNA of Lecanosticta acicola, 1443 nucleotides long. The record is from the annotation of a GenBank genome assembly. NCBI's taxonomy places the organism in Eukaryota, Fungi, Ascomycota, Dothideomycetes, Mycosphaerellales, Mycosphaerellaceae.
AUGGCCGAGACUCAACCCGAAGAGAAGCUCAACUGGGCCGAUGAGGCUGACAAAGGCCAGAUGGAUGGCGCCACUACUUGGACCGAAGGCUCUCAAGGCCUCAACGAGCCCGAAUUUGAUGUCAAUGUGAAGUUGGCCGAUCUGCAAGAAGACCCAAACAACCCGCUGUAUUCUGUCAAACACUUCGAGGACCUCAACCUGUAAGCCAAAACAUGCCAAGCUGCAGAGCGCACUCUCAUUGACAACGUGCAUAGCCCGGACGAGAUCAUGAAGGCAUUAUCUCUAAACAACUUCCGAAAGCCGUCCAAGAUUCAAGAGCGCGCCCUCCCGCUUCUCUUGAAAAACCCACCUCAGAACCUCAUCGGCCAGUCGCAGUCCGGGACGGGCAAGACCGCAGCCUUUGUCCUCAACAUACUCGUGCGCACCGACCUCUCUUCCGACAAGCCGCAGGCUUUGAUCCUCGCACCGACACGUGAGCUGGCAAAACAGAUUGCAGGCGUCGCAGCAGUCAUGGGAGCAUACCUCAAGGACAAGGGACUGAAGAUUGCGGAAGCGGUUCCAGACCCAAGUAAGAGAGGACAGCAUAUCGAAGGCCAAAUUGUUGUCGGUACUCCCGGGACAGUCAUGGAUGUUCUGAAGCGUCGUCUCCUGGAUUCUCGAAAUAUCAAGGUUCUCACCAUUGAUGAGGCUGAUAACAUGCUUGAUAUGCAAGGAAUGGGCGAUCAGUGCAAGCGCGUGAAGCAGCAGUUGCCCAGGACUACCCAAAUUGUGCUCUUCUCGGCUACGUUUCCUCAGCAGGUGCUCUCUUUCGCAGAACAGUUUGCCCCAGCUGCCAAUCAGAUCACCCUACAGGUUGAGCAGCUCACGGUCAAAGGUAUCAAGCAGAUGUACCUUGAUUGCCAGAACGACGAGGAGAAGUACGCCGCGCUUGUCAAGUUCUAUGGGCUGAUGACGAUUGCCUCGUCCGUCAUCUUUGUCAAGCGUCGAGACACUGCUGCCGAAAUCGAACGUCGGAUGACCCAGGAGGGACAUAAGGUUGCUCAGUUGACUGGAGCCCUGGAGGGGGUGGACCGAGAUGCGGUGUUCGAACGCUUCCGAACUGGAGAGGCCAAGGUCCUCAUCACCACCAAUGUGCUUGCUCGUGGUAUCGACGUGCAGACCGUAACGAUGGUCAUCAACUACGACAUUCCGGAGGCUGCAGAUGGCUCGCCCGACUUCGAGACCUAUCUCCACCGCAUCGGUCGUACAGGUCGUUUCGGUCGCACCGGUGCUGCUCUCAGCUUCGUCCACGACCGGCGCAGCUGGCAACAGCUCAUGACAAUCUGCAAGCAUUUCGGCGUCGAGCCGACCAAGCUCGAUACUAGUGAUUGGGACGCCGUCGAGAGAAUGCUUAAGCAGAUCAUGAAGAACUCCCGCAACAAAGUGGAGAUCACGCCAGACUAG